AUGGUUCUGGUCAACCUUACAACUCAGAAACGUCUGGCGGCUUCCGUCGUCGGCUGCGGAAAGCGCAAGAUUUGGCUCGACCCCAACGAGACCAGCGAAAUCUCCAACGCCAACUCCCGUCAAACCAUCCGCAAACUCGUUUCCGAUGGCCUCAUCAUCCGCAAGCCAGUCACCAUGCACUCCCGCGCACGCGCUCGUGAACUCACCGCUGCACGAAGAAUUGGUAGACACCGUGGUUUCGGUAAGAGAAAGGGUACCGCAGAUGCCCGUAUGCCAAGCCAAGUUGUCUGGAUGCGUCGUCUUAGAGUCCUCAGACGUCUCUUAGUCAAGUACCGUGCCAGCGGCAAGAUCGACAAACACCUUUACCACGAGCUUUACCACUUGAGCAAGGGUAACACUUUCAAGCACAAGCGUGCAUUGGUCGAACACAUCCACAGAGCUAAGGCCGAGAAGGCACGUGAAAGACUCCUCAAGGAGGAGAUGGACGCCAAGCGUGCGAAGACCAAGGCUGCCCGCGAGAGAAAGGCAGAGAGAAACCAAGCCAAGAAGGCAGCUCAAUUCGGCGAGGCAGAGGAGACCGAGACAAAGUAA
Botrytis sinoallii is the source of this 591-nucleotide messenger RNA. RefSeq lists its product as uncharacterized. Gene Ontology annotation, molecular function: structural constituent of ribosome; RNA binding. Gene Ontology annotation, cellular component: ribosome; cytosolic large ribosomal subunit. Gene Ontology annotation, biological process: translation. Lineage: Eukaryota; Fungi; Ascomycota; Leotiomycetes; Helotiales; Sclerotiniaceae. The record is from RefSeq and is a predicted model, not a curated record. The transcript is spliced from 4 exons. The coding region runs from base 1 to 591 and encodes 196 amino acids.